AUGGCACCAACGACCACCAAGGACCAACCAAACACCCAAGCCCCAACCCUCUCCACAGACGCCGUCCUCAAACCCUCCGCCCCCGUCCCCGCCGACGUCCACGAAGUCUCCGGCAUCGAGUUCAACGACUACGCCGGCCGCGACGUCACCGUCGCCGAACUCGUCUCCGACAUGACGACCACGGGGUUCCAAGCCAGCGCCGUCGCCGACGCCGUCCGCAUCAUCAACGACAUGCGCCGGUUCCGCGACCCGGCCACGGGCGCGAAGACGACCCUCUUCCUCGGCUACACCUCCAACCUCGUCUCGUCCGGGCUCCGCGCCACGCUGCGCUACCUGGUCCAGCACGCCCACGUCUCCGCCGUCGUGACGACGGCCGGCGGCGUCGAGGAAGACCUCAUCAAGUGCCUCGCGCCCACCUACCUCUCCUCCUUCGGCGCCGACGGCGCCGACCUCCGCCGCCGGGGCAUGAACCGCAUCGGCAACCUCGUGGUGCCCAACAGCAACUACUGCGCCUUCGAAGACUGGGUCGUCCCCAUCCUCGACGCCAUGCUCGCCGAGCAGGAAGCCUCCAAGCGGACCGCCCCCCGCGACGAGGACCGCCUGGUCUGGACGCCCAGCGCCGUCGUCGCCCGCCUCGGCGCCGAGAUCGCCGACGAGUCCUCCAUCCUCUACUGGGCGCAGCGGAACUCGAUCCCCAUCUUCUGCCCCGCCCUCACCGACGGCUCCCUCGGCGACAUGCUCUACUUCCACUCCUUCCGCUCCGCCCCCGCCGUCCUCGACAUCUCCAUCACCCGCGACAUCCGCAAGCUGAACGACAUCGCCAUCAACGCCCGACGCGCCGGCAUGAUCAUCCUCGGCGGCGGCUUGGUGAAGCACCACAUCGCCAAUGCGUGCCUGAUGCGGAACGGCGCCGAGAGCGCCGUCUAUGUGAACACGGCGCAGGAGUUUGACGGGAGCGAUGCGGGAGCCCGGCCGGACGAGGCGGUCAGUUGGGGGAAGAUCAAGGUGGGGGGUGACAGCGUCAAGGUGUAUGCGGAGGCUACGGUUGUGUUUCCACUCAUCGUGGCAGCUACGUUCGCAAAGGCUGGGCAGAAGGGAGGGGAUUGA
This is a messenger RNA of Letharia columbiana, 1107 nucleotides long. RefSeq lists its product as uncharacterized. The coding region runs from base 1 to 1107 and encodes 368 amino acids. NCBI's taxonomy places the organism in Eukaryota, Fungi, Ascomycota, Lecanoromycetes, Lecanorales, Parmeliaceae. The transcript has 2 exons. Gene Ontology annotation, biological process: peptidyl-hypusine biosynthetic process. Gene Ontology annotation, molecular function: deoxyhypusine synthase activity. Gene Ontology annotation, cellular component: cytoplasm. The record is from RefSeq and is a predicted model, not a curated record.